GUAAACUGAAAACGAAACGAGUUGAAACGGGGCGCCCCUAGCCAGUUGGAAUAUUUAGUCUCGCCUUCUUCCUAAGAGCAGAAUUUAGCUGCUAUUUGCCUGACAAGGAGACAUUUUCAGAAUUUGCGACUAAGGUUUGUACCCAGCAUUUAGUCAUUUGACUUCACCGACGAGCGACAACUGAAUAACAUAGCAAGCUCAAAGGAAACAAAAUCGAAGAAAAGGUUAAUUUUCUUUACGACUGGAUUUUCUAAAUAUUAAUAACCGUUCCUAUAUUCUUUGCACACAGUUUAACAGAUGGUCAUUGAAGCUAUGGACCAUAGCCACGGGGCCUACCUCAAAACUUUCAUGUUAGCCUUCGAUACCAUAAAGAACCUCGUCGCCAAGUAUUUAUCUGUCCGACGUUGCCAACACUUGAGUUCAUAAAGACACUGCUAUAACCUGAGUACGAGUGGAAAAAAUCAGUGUGAUACACGAAAUUCGUCUUCAGAAAUGGGUCAGUAGUUUUAACUUCAGCCAUUACGCAUUUGCGAGCUCAAAGUUAUGAAUAAACUGUUAUUUCCGCGUAAAUAAAUUUCCUAGAAAGGGUUACUGUUUGGAUACGACAUAUUUAUGUUUGUCUCUAUGUAUGGCGAUGCUACGAAAACGCUGCUACAUAUCGCCUUAGCACCGGUGCGAAUUCGUCUCGCCCUGUUAUAUAUGCCACAUUUUGAUAACAUGCAGAGGAGAUAUUUUUUUACCUUUAAAUUGAUUAGCUUGUGUGAAGACUAUAUGCAAGGUAUCUAUAAUUCUAUUCAUUGCAGUGUGUUGUUUCUUUAAGUACUUACGAACAUUAAGACAACUCUUUCAGCAAUAUUGCUCGAAAUUAUAGUGAAUUUAUGAUUUUCAACCAAAGAAAUAAUACCAUAGGCGUCCUUGUCAUGAGAGUUAGUUUGGUAAAUAUCAUAUAUUUGCCUGUUUUGAUCAAGACAAAUUUAUUUACCUAACUGCGAUGUCCUGAAGAUGAAGACUUUAAGGACAUCCAACUCUCAUUUAGUAACUUAAAGAUGAUCUAAAAACCGUAAUUUAUAUCGUGGUAGUUCGAUAAGUAGUUCGCCUUUGAAGCCCCUAAGUCAUGAAAACGUAUGAAAACAUGGCGGCUUCGGAAGUUAACGUUUCAAGCUAUCUAAGGGUCAGUUGAAGAAAGCAAGAGCCGUUUUAUAGAAUGGUAAAUAUCUUUCAUAGACGGCUUUGACUCUGAAAUUAUCUCGUCCUCGAAUCUAGUUAUGGUUAGUUAGACUAGCGAAGGAUGAUCAUUUGGAUCAUGGUUUUCUUCGGGUAGUUUCGAUUUGACUCGUUGAAACAGGAACUGUUUAUGAAACGGGAAAGUCCCUUGAGUGCGGAAUCGCAUUGAUUACCAUAUCACGUGCGGAUCAUCAAUGCUCCAGACCAUUUAUGACUCAAGAAUCGACGUUUUCAAGAGUGACAAGAACGUGAUAAUGCUCAACAUAGAUCAAGUCGAUAUUUGCCUCCUUCAAUUCUUUUCUUGUGGGCACUGUUCAAAACGUUUUGAAAGUUCUAUAUUUGGUCACAUUUCUUAAAACCCAAAUACGUCAUUUGAAUUGACAUCAUUAGUUAGGAGAAAGCUGUUAGGGAUAAUUGAUUCUUACAGUUCUCAAACUUCACGCGAAAACCAAUAACUACUGAAAGCAGGAAAGACUAAAGUGAAAACAAAAAGUAAAUUUCAUACCAGAUGGGCUCCUUCAGGGGCCGUUCUGUACUCCUAUUACGUGACAAGCCUCCUCUUGUGUUGCGUGACAAGCCGAAACGAUAACAUAAAUAUUGAAUUUUAAGUAAGUUGUCAUGUGUUACCCAAACCGAAAUUCUAACUACACCUUUCAGUGGUAUCUUUUCUUCUUGCCCACGAGAAAUUCCCGCCCAAGGUAACAUAUUUGAUAGAUUGAGAUGUUGCAAUAUUUCAUGUCUCGCUCAUUUGAUCGUAUUAACGUGAUAAAAUUGCGCACUAUUAGUAUUCAGGCUAUUUUUAUUAUAUCAUGUUUAAGACUCUAACAUAAGCUAAUUGUAAUACCAUCAGAUUUCUCCAUGAACAAUAACACGCUCGACCCGAAUGUUGGGAUGACUGAGAGUAUUAUUCAUGAGCACCAGCUGCCCAAGUUGAUUGGACCGGAAAAGUGGAGAGACUUGGCACGAAUGCUAGACUUCUGCCAAAAUGAAAUUGACAUUAUCAGUGAAAAAAACAAUUGCCCCAAGGAAUGUUGUAUCGCUGUCCUCGUAAAAUGGAUCCAUCGAGGGGGACAGGACGCUACUGUUGGAAAGCUUGUAGAUGCCCUGACUAAGAUAGAACUUAAGAGCGUGGCUGACAUAUUACUGGGUGAGUAAAAUAGUUACGAUCAUUUGCUUAUUGUUCAGUAUUUUCAGGAGAAGAAGAACCAAAUUUCGUCUUAGUUCCAUCUAUUUAUCUAUUUUCGUCAAAAUGGCAUAGCGCAGUUGACAAAGUAGCUGGCAUAACUAUGUUUCCCUAAUGAUAUUUACUGCCCAGGGUAUUACUAGAAAUUUGAAGCCAGGUCAAAUAUUUAAAGACUUCCUGGAAAAACUCUUUAGAAUCCCUGACGUGACUGUGCGUGUUUUUCAGGAGAGAAUUUCUUUGAAUUUAACCUAAGAAAUCCGGCUCUUUUCCAGUGCAUACAUUUGCAUGAAAUGGGGGCAGACUGUAGGAAGUGUUAUAUUUACACUCGACCUCUGAAAUGUUACAAAUAGCUUCCGUCCUCUCUGGUGAUGUUUUUAAACAAGUGUGCAGCGAAAUGCGCGGAAAGAUGGGACUUCUUAAGAUUAAAACAAUAGUACUCACUUCCGAACACCAGAGAGGGUUUUUCGAUCGUUUUUCUUCCCAAUACUCUUUAUUGCUUAACAUGUACAAAAACCAUAAUACACAUUUUAAAAUGGUUUGUUUAAGGUCCGAUCAAUGGUAAAAAAACCAUCUCUAUUGAAGUUAGAGGGACUAUUGAGGUAGACAAUACAAACCAGGUUAGUUCGUUAUUCUAUAGCAAUUAACAUUGGUUGCUGAACUGUUCUGUCACAUGUAAACUUCGUAAUGGGCCACCCUCACCACAGAGUCUCUGUGGCUUAGUGGUAGAGCAUCACAGCGCGGAAUCCAAAGGUCUUUCCUUUCAGUCUUGCAUUUAUUUGUGUAAUGUCCCAGCAAUUUUUUAAGAGAGUUACGUGUAUUUCAUUUUUAUAAAGUUCACAUUUUCAGCAAUAUUUUCUUGAUGUGAAUUACCAGUAGAGAUUUUAAAUACAUAUCUGAUGUGAAUGCAUAGGACUUUUAAUUGUCCUUUCAGGAAAUCAAAGACUAUAUGAAUACUACCGACCAGUUUGCAGGAAAUACACCCAAGCAAACAGAACAAGUCGUGGUUGAAGAUCUUACCUGCAAAGUUAACCAAAUUUCCGAGGACAUAGAAAAUCUUCAAAAAACACUUUCAGACAUAAAAUCCAGUUUGGACAUGCCUGAAUUAAAAGGUGAAACCUUCACAAUGCAAGGAAAAUUGGAGUUCAUCGGCAAACAGAGCAGAACAUUGGAGGAAGUGUACUCUAAAGUAACAAGAAUGACAGGCCAAGCUUGUGCAUGUGACAAGUUCGUGAGGAGACAGUUCUAUGAUUUUACCUUUUGCAAUUUAAAAGCCGUACAUGAUGAUCUGAACGCUCGUGUCGCCGACCUGAAGUCAGCAGACACAAACCUCACAAAGGAAGAAAAUGAGAAGCUUCAAAUUCUUCUGGCAGACCAAAGAGGAAGAGAAAAACAGGUUGAGCAGUUGGAAGCAACGAGGGCGCAGCUAUUCUUCUGCGUAUGUAAAAUUACCUGCAUGCUUGAUGUUGUUUUUGUAAGUCUUUUUGUAUGCUUUUGGCUAAAAGCCAUUCUUUCUCCAUACCAUGUUAAAUUUUUUUGGUGUGGUUACGGUCAGAAAUAUCCAAGUUAUUUCAAGCGCACAUGUAGAAUCUUGCUGGCUUGUGUUAUGAGAGAAGCGCAAAACGUCUUUGUCAGCUAUCCAACGCUGUGAAAUGUGAAGUAACUUCAGACCACUCCAAUGACCCUACUAAAAGAGGAAAAACUGAGACAAACAGUCACUAGUGAGAUGUGGAUGCGAGAAUAAAGAGCAUGGAGGAAAGUUUUACUUACACUUGGGUAAUAAUCCACCAUUAAUAGAGCUAAACUGCUCUUAUUUUUGUUUUUAUUACAGGCUGAGGAAGAACAGAGGAUAUCUAAAUACUCAUCACCAGAGAGACGAAAGUCAGCGCCAUCUAUUCCAGUGCAGGUAAAUUUAGACGAAUAUGAAAGUUCUAAAUGUUUUUUAGCAAAGGUGUAUAUCUAUGCACAUUGUGUUCUUCUCUAGGACUUAUUUUUAUACCUUAAUGACGCCUUUUCUUUCGAAGGAAAUUGUGAGUUUAUCAGGGUGUGAAGUAAACUAUUGAGAAAGAGAUUGAUGGGAGGGCUUAAGGGAACCACGACAACAGGACAGGUUUAUAGAAAAAGACCCUUUUAAAUUUAAGUUUUCGAUGAAUUGCCUUGAGGUAAACGUCUUUAAAUGAUUUCGAAAUUUUGUCUUUUGGGUACCAUCAGAAGAUACAGACGGGGUGUUGCCAAGGAAAUCUACCAGGGUUUGGUCAAGCUUUUAAUCUCACAAUACUCACUUUUUACAAACAAACCGUUACCGUAUAGAGAAUUUUCCCCCCGUGUUCUCAUGAUUCAAAAAGGUUUUUUAUUGAUGCCUCCAACGGACGCCUUGUACUUUUCCUAGUCUUCCAUUUAUUUGUGUAAUCUCCCGGCAAUUUUUUUAAGAGAGUUACGUGUAUUUCAUUCUUAUAAAGUUUACAUUUAAAGCAAUAUUUUCCUGAUGUGAAUUACCCGUAGAGAUUUUAAAUACAUAUCUGAUGUAAAUGCAUAUGACUUUUAACUGUCCUUUCAGGAAAUCAAAUACCAUAUAAAUACUACCGACCAGUUUGCAGGAAAUACACACAAGCAAACAGAACAAGUCGUGGUUGAAGAUCUUACCUGUACAGUUAACCAAAUUUCCGAGAACAUAGAAAAACUUCAAAAAACGCUUGCAGACAUAAAAUCCAGUUUAGAAGUGCCUGAAUUAAAAGGAGAAACCUUCACAAUGAAAAGAAAGUCGGAGUUCAUCGGCAAACACAACAGAACAUUGGAGGAAGUGUUCACUAAAGUAACAAGAAUGACGGACCAAGCUUGUGCAUUUAAAGAGUUCUUCAGGAGACAGUUCUAUGAUUUUACCUUUUACAACUUAAACGCUGCACAUAGCGAUCUUAACGCUCGCGUUGCCGACCUGAAGUCAGUGGACUCGAACUUCACAAAGGAAGAAAAUGAGAAGCUUCAAAUUCUGCUGGCAGACCAAAGAGGAAGAGAAAAACAGGUUGAACAGUUGGAAACAACGCGGACGCAGCUAUUCUCCACUGUAUGUAAAUUUACCUGUAUGCGUGCUGUUGUUUUUGUAUUUUUUUGUAUGCUUUUGGCUAAAAGCCAUUCUUUUGCCAUGUCAUGUUAAAUUUAGUCUGGUAACGGUCAGAAAAACCGAAAACUUCUGGCUUGUGUUAUGGAAAAAGCGGAAAUUCUCAUGGCCAGAUAUUCAACGGUGAAAUUUGAAGUAUUUCGAACCAUUGCAAUAAACCUACAAAAAGAAGAAAAACUGGUACAGACGGUCAGGAGUGAGAUGUAGUUGCGAGAAUUAAGAGUAUUGAAGAGAUCUUUUCUCACUCUUGGGUAUUAUUCCACCACUUAUAAGAACUAAAUUACUCUUAUUUUUGUUUUGAUUGCAGGCUGAGGAAGAACAGAGGAUAUCUCAAUAUUCAACAUCAGAGAGGCGAAAGUCAGCGCCAUCUAUUCCAGUGCGGGUAAAUUUUAAGAGAAUAUGAAAGUUCUAAAUGUUGUUUAGCAAAGGUUUAUAUCUAUGCACAUUGUGCUCUUCUCUAGAACUUAUUUUUACAUCUUGAUGGCCGCUUUUCUUUUGAAGGAAAUUGUAGGAUGUGAAGUAAACUGUUGAGAAACGGGUUUGAUGGGAGGGCUGGACAGGUUUAAAGAAAAAGAACCCUUGAGAUUCAAGUUUUCAAUGAAUUACCUUGAGGUAGACGUCUUUAGAUGAUUUUGAAUUUUUUUUCUUUUAGUUACCAUCAGCAAAUAUAGAUGGGGUGUCGCCGAGGAAAUCCACCAAGGUUUGGUCAAGCUUUUAAUCUCACAAUACUAACUUUUAACAAACAAACCGUUACCGUAGAGAGUUCUUUUUCCUUGUGUUCUCAUGAUUCAAAUAUUUUUUUAAGGGACGCCUCCAAUGGUCGCCUUACACUUUUCCUAGUCAGGUUAAGCCCAGCAGCGCUUAUCCCUUUUCACCUUAACAUCAGCAUGCCCAUUCUCCAUACUGUUUUCUAUACAAUUCCUACGGUGCUGACAAGGAGAAUUUGUUUAUCAAUCUAGAGAAUAUUUAGUUGGUGAUCAUUUCCUUUAUUGUCAUGACCUUGCUGUGUGAUGCAGGGGUCAUACUGCUGGGAGAACUUAGAUGCUAGUCACUCUCAGGGUUAAAGGGUGAAACAUCAGCCUCCUGCAUAAGCCAUACGGCAUAUGGCUCCUGAUAAGUCUUUUUUGACUGACCUAGUUAACAAAAUUAGAGUACCGGUGAGACUCAUGAUCAACUAGUCCUGUCAUGGGUUAUAAUUGUCAUCUUCCUGUUCCAGGUCAAACGAAAUAAAACAUGGAGUCUUUUUAGAAGCUGGAGGAAGAGCAGUGAAAUACCUGCAGUGAAGGGCAGUGAAAAUAUGUGCAAUCUUGUUUCCUAUUCCCAAAAGGCUCCGGAGGAUUCUUGACUCUAAAGGAAGGUCUUAAGUAAAAAGUUGAAGGUCACAUGUUGCAAUGUAUUAUUCUAUUGACACCAGGUACACCUGUUAUGCCCAACGAAAAACAUGUUUCAUGUCUAGAAGAGUCUCUCUAGGACUUGAUUUCCUUACGUAGUUAAAGGAAAAAAAGAGGGACUCAGUUAUGCAAAACGGAGCAUCUACCAUCUUUACCAAAUGGGCUAUUUCUGUUACGUUUCUAAUCUGAUGGUUAAGCAUGCAAGGUCUUCAAGCUUCCCUAGAGGAAACGAGCAAUAAAAAUUCAUCGUUUUUGCGAUAUAUUAGGAGGAAUUACUAACAUAGUAUAAGUAUGAUGAUUUGUUGCUCAUUUUGCUCUAUUACUAAAGCUAAGAGUAAGAAGACACUGCCACCUUUUGGGGCAAAAUUUUAAGUUCAAGGCCGCAGUAGAAAAGUAUCAAUAAAAACUGGCAUACGCUGGGCAUUAAACAUUAAAAAGGUUUACGUAAUUGUAACGUGUAGAAUAAUAACAUGAACCUUAGUAAGAAUAGAAUAAAUGUGCAUUUAUGGAAAGUAAGCUCAAAGGAUUCAGGCUUGGAGAUUGUCAACAUUAUUAAAGCUAAGCUAUUUCAUUUAAAACAAUCAGGUUUUACAAAAUUUAGCAUUAGAUUCUGUGGCAAAUUUCUUAUUAUACAAUUAUAACCAAAACACCGCACAAUUAAUAUGAACAUCAAAGUUUAUAAGACCUUUUUUACAGAAAACGAAUUGACAUAACUAAAUGAACAUAGUGAUAGUGGCAAAUUAAAAAAAAGAAAAGAAAAAAAUCGGAAAAUUAAUAGUAAAAAAAUACUGCUUGGGCAGCAUGUCUUAGCCUUAGUAGUGCUGGAACUUUAGUGUUACGUUCGGAGGUCGAUGAUAGUAUUCUUCCGGAGUCUCCUCAGAAGCAUAAGUAUGAGCAAUGAAAAUAGUCUUUUUUAUAUUCUUUAAGGGUUUUGGUGGACUCUUUGCCAUUAAUAAUGGUCUUAAGUACAAAGCUGAGGGUCAAAAGGCAGGAUAUUGCAUUCUAUGGAAAUUAUACAAACUUGUUAUACCGAGUGGAAACAUGUUUCAUGUCCAGAGAAGGCCCUAUAGGACUCGAAGCAUAUACGUUGUUAAAAGAAAAAAAAUUCAGUUCAGUGUAAGUUUUUCUAUGAAAAACUGGGAUUCUAUCUUUUCCACUGAAGAGACCAUUUCUGACGUUACUCAUCUAGUGGUUAUGAAAGGAAAUGAGACAUUUAAGAAUUGUUUAUUUUAGAUUACAGCAGGAGGAAUUGUAAACAUAGUAUGUGUAUUUUGUUGCUUUCGGGCGUACAGUUAUAAGUAAUUUUAAUUAAAGAAAUUAAAAAAAAAGGAUGAAAAAAGAGAAAAUACAAAAAUCAUUUAAAAUUAAAUCUAGACAGGUCUUAGUCUUAGUAGAAAUUAAGAUGGAAUUGAACACGUUUGGAGGUCUUUGGUCUUAUGCUUCCGACUUAAUUAAUUCUGGUUAUAUUGUCCGUCGACAGGUUCUAAAUUGUUCUUGUUAUUGGCUACGGAUAUGAAUUUGAUUUAGGAAAUCAUUUAUCGCCGGCUGGAGUUUCAGGAGUCUAAGAAUGC
Messenger RNA from Pocillopora meandrina, 8481 nucleotides. NCBI's taxonomy places the organism in Eukaryota, Metazoa, Cnidaria, Anthozoa, Scleractinia, Pocilloporidae. The record is from the annotation of a GenBank genome assembly.